AUUUCAUUGUUUGUGAUCAGAUUGAAUGCGAAUCGAAAAUUGUUACGAUUGAUGGAUACGACUGAAUUAUGUUUCCGAAGUGCUUUCUCGACAACUCCUCCGUUACUCGCAUAUUCAAUAGCCUUUCUGAUCAUCGUCAGUCUGGCGUUUGUUGCACCGUUCACUUUACGAGUAUUUGAAUUCGUCUAUACGCAUGAAAGGUUUUUAGAUAGUUGGAUGACGGAUGUUUCGUUCAUUUUAGUACCACUGCUGACCGUAUGGAAUGUGGUACCACUGGUUUACUAUGAACUCUGCAAUCGUAUCGUUCGUUCAUGGUGCCGUGUAUUGGCGAGAUCGUUACGAAGUGAACAUCACCAACGACAUUACACGUUGAAGUUUUAUUAUGAACUGUUCUUGAGAAUCACUUCGGUUCAGGAAGCAAUCGGCGAUCUGUUCAAUCCGUUCAUAAUGUUCUCGUUGGCAUGGUCUCUUGUCAUUCUCUCACUCACAAUAUAUUUCCUCACAGAGCCAUCAUCUAGUUUGGUAGAGCCACUAAGUGCAUUUCAAUUCCGCUCUGAAGCGAUCCGUGAGCAUCUGAAUCGAAAAGUUCGUUUCACACUUGCGUGGGCUUCUAUUCAGAUUCUCGCUGCAAUCGCCUACAUCUUUACAAUUUGCUCAACUGGUAUGCAAACGAAUGAAGAGGUAUAUUGA
Anisakis simplex (herring worm) is the source of this 690-nucleotide messenger RNA. The record is from the annotation of a GenBank genome assembly. Lineage: Eukaryota; Metazoa; Nematoda; Chromadorea; Rhabditida; Anisakidae.